Molecule: messenger RNA, 3041 nt
Organism: Folsomia candida
Lineage: Eukaryota; Metazoa; Arthropoda; Collembola; Entomobryomorpha; Isotomidae
Exons: 6
Coding region: 156-1733 (525 amino acids)
Molecular function (GO): ADP binding
Source: RefSeq, a predicted model, not a curated record
CCAAUUUUCACAUCGUCACUCAUAUCCCAUUGUUACGAAAGGUCCUAAUCUUGAAUUACGCCAAAAGACAACCUACAAAAGUCGUAAACACGUUCUUAAACGAACUCACUAAUAACUGACUUAAAUAAAAGGAAUCAAAUUUUACACCACCAAGUAUGGCUAAAAUACCACAAAGAAAAUUUAUUACAAAAAUAUUACAAAAUCCCUUCCUGCCAUAUCCAAAGCUUGAUGAAAAUUUCACUGGAAGAGAUACCCUAAUCGCUGGUGUGAUAACAGCUCUCUCCUUAGAAACUAAGGAACCUACGCAUCAUCCCAUCAGAUUCCCGUUCGUUUGCCUGCACGGGCUUGAAGGCCAUGGAAAAACGAAAGCUGCACAAAAAAUCGCAAGCGUUUGCAUCGAGGACAAAAUAUUUACCGAUAUUGUUUGGGUUUCCGCCGACAACCCGGCCGGAGUUGAGGAUAAAAUACGAAACGAAUUGGAUAGGCUGAGAUGCAAAGGUUUCGAGGAAGUCGAAGGAAUAUUGCUCGCCAACAAAUUCUACGACUUGUUAAAGUUAAUGAAUCUGCGGAAGUUUCUUCUUAUUUUCGACAAUAUUGUUGGAUAUAACGAGCUAGAAAAAUAUUUCCCGUUGAACAGAGAUGUGAAAAAUAUCGCUGUUUUAGCUACGUCGAUUGAGAAGAUUAUCGUUCCGGCUGCAGUAGGGAUAAUCGAUAACUUCAAAGUGAAUAUUUUUGAGGAAAGCGAGGCUUUUAAGGUGGCUUCAAAAAUAUUGCAAGGCGAUGAUGAGAAACACGAAAUUUCUCUCCUUAUCACGGAAUCUGGACGAAUACCGUUACUUCUCUGUAUGAUGUCAGCAACCAUUUCCAGCUUCAGGAUAUUCCAGAAAAUGUUGAACCUCGAAAGCUAUCCAUACACAAUUCAUCAGUAUCUUCAAGAAAUGAAGGGUAAGUCAGAAAAUCCCGUGGACAAUUUAAACUUAUACCCAUUCAAUACAAAAUUAAAUACCUGUGUCAAAAUUGCUCGAGACAAAUUACGCGAAUCCUGCUCCUUGUAUACCCCAAUCACUUUACAUUUGCUGGAAAGGUGCGUCUAUUUUGGAACCGAUUUCCCCUUCAAUUACCUCCGUAAGCAUGUCACCACUAUCAAGACGGAUAUACAAGACAUUCUAGAUCAACCCUUUGACCCUUAUACAUAUCCUAUUGAGCUAUUCAAAAAUGCGAUUCGCUUGCUCGCAAGAUUUUUACUGCUCGACAUCAAACCUACUACUUCGCCGAAUAGAUAUAUAUUUGGAAUUGACGUAAAAGUGCAUAGCUUGAUUGGAGGAGCGCUGAGGUCUCUACAGGUUGAGGAGAACCAAGAGCACGACAUAUUAGAGGAUCUCAUAGGCUGCAAGGAUUAUCCGGAAUCGGAGUUUAAUGAUGGAGAUAGAGUGCAAUUUUCGGAUGAAGCUAGCGUUCACUCCAAAUCAGUCGCUACCCUUUGGUCGCAUGCAGCAAAAUAUGAAGACCUUACUAGGCUGGUCGCAUUUACUUUAAUGUCGCCAAGUUAUACAUAUGUCAAUGAAUAUUCCAUGAGUAAAUUUUUAACGUGUCAUGAAAAUUCGGAUAGCUGUGACCCAUCUUACCAGAAAAAAUCAAUCCUGCGUUACUACAAUUUCAAUAUGGAACAUCAGACUGAAAAUAUCUUAUUCGAACGAAAUUCUUCAUGGAAAAGGGAUCCCUUAGAGCAAUGAUUGACUACGGAUUUCUUAACCAAGUUCGAAAAGUUGCUGACUCACUUGGAGAAAAAGAUGCAGCCGACAAAAUUCUUCUCCUUGAACCAAUACCAGUCGACUCGAUAGCGCCUCGCAAUGGGUUACAAUCCGCACUUAAAAACGAUCUAAACGGACUCGGCCGACAGUUUAUACGACUACUAAAAGACAACCAAAGUCAUAUUUCGGAAUCACUUUGGACCAAAGGAAUAACAGACACUGUAAGAUUUUUUAUAGCGAGACUUGAUCUGGAGGUGGUAAAAGAAUUGGUGGAAGAGCUAGAAUUGGAUGCAGAUUUUUUUUCAAGUUCUAGCAACACGGGAUACAAUAACAGUUUAUUCAUCAUUAUUAGGAAUGUUAUUUUCGGACAUAGGGGGAUGAUUAUUUUCAAUAACUUCAAUUUUAUUGAUCAAGCUUUCGAUGUCAGAACCGUACAUCAUCAUCAGGAUCGAUUGAAAAUUAGAAAUUCAAAAUGUUUAUUCAUCGCAUAGGUCGGAUUUUCUUGAUAUUUUAGUAAACUUCGGAGCAGACUUUCAUUACAGAAACCCCCUCGAUUUAAGAAAUGCGUGGCAUUACGCAGUUGGGUUUGGGUUCGUUUAUGAAAACCGUAAGAAUUCAAGGAAACCCGAUAUUGUUAAAAUCCUAGAGGAAAACAACGUCCAACCAGAUGUGCUUGAUACAAAUGGCGAUACGUUUCUCCACUCUAUGUUAAAAGGCGACUAUUUUCGCUACAUGGUGGAAUCGAAUCUUACUGAACUAGUGAAAUCCAUAUCGCCACAUAACUUAAUUAAAAUUCUUGAAGCUAGGAAUGGAGAUGGGUUGACAGUUUUGGAGUUGGCGGUGGAAAUUCAGCGUCUGGAAACUCCUUGCAGAGUUAACCCACCAGAUGAAAUACCUCCAGAGAAUGAGACGGGAGUAGGACAUGUCAAGGAAAUAAUAACCCCUACCGAAAGUCUUUUCUUUAAUUAUAUACACGAACUUAGUGACGAUGAAACCAAUCCCCGUGUCAUAGUUUAUGAUAUAUUCUGGCCUUCAGAAACCGGGCCAUGCAACGAUAAACCUGAACAUACAGACGAUGGUAUAGCUUCAAAUUGUGAAUUUCUUGAUAACCCUCCUUCCAAUAUUCGAGUUGUGAUUAAAUUCAUGAAGAAAUUUAAAAGUGAAUGACGUUAUGCAUAUAUUAGCUACACCCUUAUGAUUAUUCUAUAUAUAAUCAUCGAUAUGUCACUAUAUCAUGUUCGUGUUAAUGAUCUGGUAAUAAAUUAAUAAUAUGUAAAUAUGUACGUGAAA